Messenger RNA from Linum trigynum, 3159 nucleotides. Lineage: Eukaryota; Viridiplantae; Streptophyta; Magnoliopsida; Malpighiales; Linaceae. The record is from the annotation of a GenBank genome assembly.
AUGGCGGACGCCCUGCCGCCCACCGUGGAGGCGCUCAUCCACCUAAUCUGCCUUGUGCACAAACAGCCUCCUCUCCCGUUCACGACGAGGCGGCAGCUCGCUCGGUUGGGCGAAAUUGAGUCCAUGGCCAUCCUCCGCGAAAUCGACACUCGGGGAGUUAGUAAGACUUUCGACGAUUCCGUUCAGAUGAUCCUCCGAGGGAAGUCGCCGUCGCAGUCGCAGUCCCCGUCGACAGCUCCACUGUAUUCUUCUUCCUCUUCUACAUUUACAUCCCCGCAGCGGCAGCAGCAGCAGCUCAGUGGUAGCCCUAAACCCACGUGGCUAAUGAUGCAUACUCGAGUUGGUCACUUCAGUCAAUCUUCUGCUUCUACGCCAGUGAAGCGCCUUCGUCUGUCUCCACCGACGUCACCGCCGCAGCAGCUUGCUCGUAGCCUUUCUCCCACGCUGCUAAUGACGGAUGCUCGAGAUGGUGACUUGGAUCUUCAAUGGGUCGUUCGUCGUAAACUGGAGGACGAUUUCCGUGAUCCUCCGGCCGCUACCAUGGAGCAUCUGAAGGAGCUUGAAUUUAGGAAGGCAUUUCUCAUAUUGAGCUACCUGAGAGGGAAGAAGUUGAAAGACUAUAUGAAUAUGACGGCCGAUCAAAUCAGAGAGCUACGGAGUUUACCGAUGAGAAAAUUCGAGGAACUAGUUUGGAGUGCCAUUGGCAUGCCAUGUAUCGGGGAUGAAACACAACGGAUAAAGAGUGAUGAUUGGAACCCCAGGCGGCCUCAUGUGUACCAAUGCACUGUGGACCAUAACCACCAUGACAAUUAUGAUACUGGGUUGAGUUAUGAGUUCAAGGGUCCUUACUUUACCAACAUGAGAAAUUUCCUGCAUGCUACUCUGGGGGAUGAGAAUGUUUUGCUGGUCAAGUUCAGUGACAAGGGGAACAAAGAUAAAAGCAUACCAAAGUGCAAUGAUCGUUGUUAUGCCAAGUAUGCGACAGAUAUCAUUAAAGAUGGGAUUCAUGUUGGUCCGCAUCGUUUCCAUUUUUUCGUGUUCAAAGACGGACAGAAAGAGGAAAAGAAGAAAGAUUCAACUACAUCACCAGUGAAGUGUUAUUUUAUCCGCUUAGAUGGCAAUAUGAAAUUCAAGUCGAUUCGUGAAGCUAGAUCUUUCUUUAUGCAUCUAGACUCUUUGCCAAAUUUAUCCAAGUACAUGGCUCGGUUUUCUCUCAUUUUGUCAAAGACCAUAAAACUGGAUGUGGAUCUAGCAGAUGUGUUUGUUGAUAGGGCCGAUGACAUUCUUUGCAGCGAUGAAGAAGGUAAGAUUGUGUAUGAUAAGAAAGGCAAGCCGCUCAUAUAUACAGAUGGAACUGGGUUCAUAUCAGAGGAUUUAGCACGGUUGUGCCCAAUUGUAACUCAAGGGAGGUGUCUGGACAGUGACAUUGGGGAGAAUCGUGAAGUGAACUUCUUAGGAUCUCGCCCCAGGGAACCUCCCUUGCUUAUGCAGCUGCGCCUUUUUCACAAAGGAAAAGCUAUAAAGGGAACUCUGCUUCUUAAUAAGAAGCUUUCUCCUAAAACCAUUGUCUUUCGCCAAUCCAUGGUUAAAGUUGAUGCGGAUCUAAAUCUGUCACAUAAGGCUACUGCAAACUCAAUGGAGAUAGUUAACACAAGCCGUCGCCCAAAGCCUGCAGAGCUUUCAAGAAACUUGAUUGCCCUGCUCAGCUAUGGAGGUGUUCCAAAGGACUUCUUCAUGGAUCUCGUGGGUAAAGCCUUAGAUGAUGCUCUUGUUUUCAAAAGGCGUGCUGCUGCUCGAGCUGCAACUUUUCCUUAUGAGAAGGAAAUGCUUUUAUCUGGGAUUCCAUUUGAAGAAUCAUACCUGAAGUUUCGUUUGCCCAACUUGAUGACUGACGAGAAGAAAAGGUUGAGAGGAGGUAAAAUUCCUUUGCCCGAGUCAUAUUAUUUAAUGGGGACAACUGAUCCCUCCGGAGUUUUGAAGAAUGGUGAAGUUUGCAUAAUCUUAGAUAAUGGACAGGUUUCCGGAAAGGUGUUAGUAUAUAGGAACCCAGGAUUGCAUUUUGGUGAUAUCCAUAUUUUAGAGGCUGUCUAUCUGAAGGAAAUGGAAGGUUACGUGGGCAGUUCCAAAUUUGCUAUCUUCUUCCCUAUUCAUGGACCAAGGUCCUUGGCAGAUGAGAUGGCUGGUGGUGACUAUGACGGUGACAUGUUUUUUGUGUCGAGAAAUCCUCAGCUGCUGGAGAGUUUUCUUCAAAGUGAACCAUGGGAAAGUUCUUCUCUGUCUGCGUCUCAAUGUGAAAAGCCAAGCGAAAUUCCGAGCAAAAUGUCUGAUGAGCUGUUGGAGACUGAGCUUUUCAAACUAUUUUUAGCAACACGAUUUAAUGCAAGUUCCACUGCAGGGAUGGCUGCUGAAAGCUGGCUGGCAAUGAUGGACCGGCUUUUAAUAGCGGAAUUUGAUGGUACAAUUGACGUGAACAAGUGUGCUUUGAAGAAGAAUAUCCUGAGCGUGAUUGAUAUAUAUUACGACGCUCUAGAUGCACCAAAAAGUGGAGCAAAGGUUGAACUUCCACCAAAGUUGAAGAUGGAUAGAUUCCCGCACUACAUGGAAAAGCCUGACUAUAGGUCGUACAAGUCUACUUCGAUACUGGGACUAAUAUAUGAUGAAGUGAGGAAGUUUGAAGCUAGGGAUGACAUGCCAAUUAGUGAAAUCGUGAAACUGCCUUGCUUCGCUGGACAAGUUCCUCCACAUCUCAUCGAGAAGUGGGAGAAAGAGUAUAGCCUCUACAGGAUUGAGAUGGCAAGAUGUUGCAGCAAAGAAGUUGGGAAAAAUAUAGCUGCCGAUGAAAUCAAUGAGAAAUACAGAAAGAUCUUCUAUGGCCCCACUGGGGACUUCUGUACGAGCGAGAAGAAGCAGGAAGAAUUGUUCGACGAGGCUCGAGCAAUAUAUCAGGUUGUUUACGAGUAUGCCGAGCAAAGGAGACGCUCGGUGGCAAAUGACCCCGAGAAGGUAAGGAAAGCCAUUAACUUAUGUGCCUUCGCAUGGAAAGUAGCAGGCUCGGCUCUCUGUGCAUUGUACAUGUCGAGUCGCGGCGAGAAGCCCUUGCUGUGCUCCGAGUCCGCUUUCAAGGAAAUGUUUGGACAAACCAACAACUCCGCCAAGUAA